AUGUGCACAGCCCUUAGCACACAGAGGUCUCUUAGCACACAGGGGUCUCUUAGCACACAGGGGUCUCUUAGCACACAGGGGUCUCUUAGCACACAAGGGUCUCUUAGCACACAGGGGUCUCUUAGCACACAGGGGUCUCUUAGCACACAGGGGUCUCUUAGCACACAGGGGUCUCUUAGCACACAGGGGUCUCUUAGCACACAGGGAUCUCUUAGCACACAGGGGUCUCUUAGCACACAGGGGGCUCUUAGCACACAGGGGUCUCUUAGCACACAGGGGUCUCUUAGCACACAGGGGUCUCUUAGCACACAGAGGUCUCUUAGCACACAGAGGUCUCUUAGCACACAGGGGUCUCUUAGCACACAGAGGUCUCUUAGCACACAAGGGGUCUCUUAG
Messenger RNA from Lottia gigantea (owl limpet), 396 nucleotides. RefSeq lists its product as hypothetical. NCBI's taxonomy places the organism in Eukaryota, Metazoa, Mollusca, Gastropoda, Lottiidae. The transcript has a single exon. Bases 1 to 396 code for a protein of 131 amino acids. The record is from RefSeq and is a predicted model, not a curated record.